This is a messenger RNA of Alosa sapidissima (American shad), 830 nucleotides long. RefSeq names its product histone H2B-like. NCBI's taxonomy places the organism in Eukaryota, Metazoa, Chordata, Actinopteri, Clupeiformes, Clupeidae. Gene Ontology annotation, cellular component: nucleosome. The record is from RefSeq and is a predicted model, not a curated record. Gene Ontology annotation, molecular function: DNA binding; protein heterodimerization activity; structural constituent of chromatin. The transcript has a single exon. The coding region runs from base 44 to 418 and encodes 124 amino acids.
CGCUAAUCGUUUACUUUCAGUUUAUCAUAUUCGAAAAGACAACAUGCCAGACCCAGCUAAACCCGCGCCCAAGAAGGGUUCUAAGAAAGCCGUGACAAAGACUGCCGGCAAAGGAGGAAAGAAACGCAGAAAGUCCAGGAAGGAGAGCUAUGCCAUCUACGUGUACAAGGUCCUGAAGCAGGUCCACCCCGACACUGGUAUCUCUUCCAAGGCGAUGGGUAUCAUGAACUCCUUCGUGAACGACAUCUUCGAGCGCAUUGCUGGAGAGUCAUCCCGCUUGGCCCACUACAACAAGCGUUCUACCAUCUCUUCAAGGGAGAUCCAGACGGCAGUGCGUCUGCUUCUGCCCGGUGAGCUGGCCAAGCACGCCGUGUCCGAGGGAACAAAGGCUGUCACAAAAUACACCAGUUCUAAGUAAAGUGUUAACGUAACACUUCACAACACAAAGGCUCUUUUAAGAGCCACCCACAUUCUUUGGGAAGUAAUUCCAAUUAUUAUACCUAGCUGUAAAAACUUUCAUUACUACUAUUAUCAGUUUAUCAAAGACGUUGGGAAUAUACUCAAUCUGCUCAUUACUGUUACUUGAUUUGCUGUGAACAUGCGUACUUGCGCAUUUGGGUUGCUUAGUGCUCCGGUGAUUUUGUUUUGGGUUUUUCAAGAUGGGUAGGCCUAAGGCAUAAUCUGUUCAGCAUACACUUAAUUAAGCGGUUCUGAUUUAUGAUGUUUGUUCAUGCUAUUAAUGAUUGAUUAAAUUGCUGUUCUUUAAUGUAGUUCUACCAACAUUUUAAAACGGUUUACUGUCUCACACACUGACAUGGAAACUAACCGAC